Molecule: messenger RNA, 706 nt
Organism: Priapulus caudatus
Lineage: Eukaryota; Metazoa; Priapulida; Priapulimorpha; Priapulimorphida; Priapulidae
Product: translocon-associated protein subunit delta-like
Exons: 5
Coding region: 50-565 (171 amino acids)
Cellular component (GO): membrane; endomembrane system; endoplasmic reticulum
Source: RefSeq, a predicted model, not a curated record
CCCGUCUACGAACUCAUUGAGUUGCGCGCCCUCUGUCGCAUCUACAACCAUGGCCGUCGAAAUGUUCACGUCUUUGCUAGUUGGUCUCUUCAUUCUAUCUUUAGCUUCAGCUGAAUCAUGCCUGAAACCACAGGUUGACAGCCAGGUAUACUCCACACAUGACGCAGCUGUGGUAGUGAGUACAGCAUUAGUGACAGAGUUUACGCUGAAGUGCAGUAAUGGUGCUAAGAAUCUUCCUCUCUAUGCCGAGAUUAAUGGUCGUACAACACCUGUGACCAAAAGUGAAGAUGGGACGAAAUAUCAGGUCAGCUGGGUAGGUGAACAUAAACUGGCACCAAGGAACGUUUAUCCGAUCAGGGUGUUUGAUUCUGAAGGCUACCAACAGCUUAAGAAAGCUCAACGCAACGAAGAAAACGUUGGCAACGUCAAACCACUUUUCACCAUCGAGCUAAAUCACCCGGGUCAGUACAGAGGGCCGUGGCUGCAGAGUGAGUUUGUGGCAGCAAUUGGAGCCAUUCUCGUCUGGUAUAUCGCCUACAGUGAAAAGGCGAAGAUCCAUGCAUAAGACUAUCGUCGUACUCAUCUGGUGGUUGCCGUUCCAUUUAAUCCAUUCACUUAAAAGGUCUUUGUAGCAAUUUAAUAAUAUUGGAUGUAUAAACCUUUUUUAAUUAUGAGCAAUAAAGUCUGAACGUUUUCAUAAAAAGUA